Molecule: messenger RNA, 2444 nt
Organism: Hydra vulgaris (swiftwater hydra)
Lineage: Eukaryota; Metazoa; Cnidaria; Hydrozoa; Anthoathecata; Hydridae
Source: RefSeq, a predicted model, not a curated record
CUCUAAAAGUCAGGUAAAUUUUCCAUAAAAAAUUAUUACUUUUUAAAAGUUAAGUUAUUGUUUCAUUUAAUUCUAUAUUACUAGUAUGUCAAUCUAAAAAGUACUAAUGAAUUGUUGUAUUUUAGAACUAAUUAAUAAUAAGUAAUAUGCCUGAGCUUUCUACUUGCUGUAUUGGUAAAGCAUUAAAUGAACAGUGCUAUCUAUCUAAAAAAAGUAAAUGCUACCAAGAACUGUCUACACUAAACCAAGAGCUUAUUUCUUUGAGAAGCAAAAUAAAUCCCAUAGAUUUUAUUUGUAGCUAUCACGAGAAAGUUUACUUGUCGAGGUAUGAGAAUGAACAUCGCAGGUAUUGUUGUAAUCCGUUGAACAAGCACGCAAAAAAAGUGAAAAAUUCUCUUAGAGUUAUCAGUCUAUAUACCUGGUCAAAAAAUUUGCACUAGUUGCAGAAAAGUUCUGAAUUGCAAACAUAAUACAAAAGAAAAUGAAGUCCAAGAAAAAGAAAUUUAUGUUGACAACCAUACAUUAAAAUAAGAUCUUAAUUCAAGUAUUGCAAGUUUUGAAUGCUCACCUCUCAAACUUGUUUUAAAAAAAGAUAGAGUUGCAUAUGGAAAGCGUAAAAUUGAUAGCGUAAGAGCUCAUACACAAAAGGCUGUUGCCAAUGUGCUAGGUUUAGAAAUAGCUGCACUUGGUGGAAUUGAAUCACCCUCAAAAAAAUGUUUGAAAAAAACAAACACAGAUUUGACAAUAUUAUGACUCAAAUUAAGUCAAAAUUUGAAAAAACAUUGUCAAAUUCUGAAAAAAUCACACUUCUUACACUCACUCCAGACAGUUGGUCAAUAGAAAAAACUCAGAAGUUUUUUUUUGACUUCAAAAAGAUCUGUAGUACAAGCUAGAAAAUUAAGGAAAAAAAGUGGAAUACUAUCAAAACCUUCUCAAAAAUUGGGUAGAAAACUAAGCGAAGAUGUAAUUACAGAUGUUGUUCAUUUCUAUGAAUGCGAUGAAUAUUCAAGGAAAAAAGAGUUUGUUUCAGUUAAAAUAGAUAGUAUAAAGCAACAUAUCCAAAAGUGACUUCUACUAGUCAAUAUGAAAGAGCUACAUAUUGAGUUUAAAAAGAAAUAUAAUUAUCUUAAAGUUGGAUUUUCAAAAUUUUGUGAGCUAAGGCCCAAGUGGUGCAUUCCUGUGGGUGGUGCUUCUGGUCUGCAUGCAGUUUGUGUUUGCCAGUACCAUCAAAAUGUAAAGCUCCUUGUGCAGAAAAUUCCUGGAAUUGCUGAUUACAAAAUUUUAUUGAAAUUAAUGGUUUGUAGCAUUGAAAAUAGAGAUUGUAUGCUGCAUAGCUGCGAUAAAUGUCCUGCUAAAAAGGUUUUGCUAGACUACAUUGACACUUUGUUUACAGAAAAUGAAAUUAGUGAAGUUAACUUUUAUCAAUGGCAAAAAUCAAAUUACCAAUGUACUUUAGUACCAGCAACUCUACCUUUAGAUGAAUUUAUUGAAAUGGUUUAUGAACAGUUAGAUUAUGAGAGCAUCAUUUUAUAUCCAAAAGUCAAGCCACCUACUACCAACAUUUGAAAACUAAUUUAAAAGAAAAUCAAGCUUUGGUUCUUCUUGACUUUGUAGAAACUAUAGUUUUCUAAAACAGGAUGCAGUGCAAGGUUUUCACUGGAAUAGCAGCCAAGCAACUGUGCACCCCUUUGUUGCGUAUUUUAAAAAAGAUGGAAAACUUGAUAGUCAAAGUUAUUGUGUUAUAUCAGAUCAUCUGAAACAUGGAACAGAUGCUGUUCAUUGCUUUAUUGGUAAUGUUAUUGAUAAACUUAAACAAUUACAAACAUUUGAACACAUUAUCUAUUUAAGUGAUGGAGCUGCAUCACAAUAUAAAAAUUACAAAAUUUUUAUCAACUUAUGCUACCAUAAACACGAUUUUGACAUGACUGCAGAGUGGCACUUUUUAGCAACAUUGCAUGGUAAAAGCCCUUGUGAUGGUGUUGGUGGAACAGUGAAACAUUUUGUUGCACGAGCCAGUCUACAAUCACUAAACGAUCCUAUUGACACACCAAGCAAAAUGUACAGCUGGUGUUUAACACGUCAAAAGAAUAUCUUCUAAGAAUAUCUAGAGUCUCAUUUGAUAUUAUUUGCACUAAUGUGGAUUUUUCUACUUGCAGAAUUUUUAUUAAUAAAAUUUCAAGUUACUCACCAGGAGAAUAUGUGGCCUGCGUUUACGGUGCUCAAUGGUAUUUAGGAAAUAUUCUUAGUAUUUCAGAAGAGUAUCAAGAUCUUAAUAUGAAAUUCAUGAAAAAGUCUUUAUGUAACAAGUUCACGUGGCCAUGCAGAGAUGAUCUUUGUUGGGUACCUCUGAUGCAUAUUUUAUGCAAAGUGCAAUCUCUUAAAGUCCAGUCAAACUGACUGGACUUUAAGAGAUUGCAGAUUUUAUAGUAUUGACUUAAAAGAAA